CGACAACUUUAGAACAGGAAGCCUGCACGAGCGCUUGUCACUUCUUUUCAUCUUAUAAGAAGGAGCUCGGUUAACCAGCGUUGGCCCGACAUACGAAAGCAUGGAUUAUGAAGACGCCCAUAACGGGCGUGGGCCGUGCGGUGCUCAGAGUUCUAAUAAAGCCAUGAGUAUAAUUGGAGCAGAGGAUGAAGACUUUGAGAAUGAUGAGCAACCUAUGGUGGAUGAUCACUGCAGUCACUUUACAAGUAUUGAACUGUUGAAGAACAGACCCACCCACUUGCUGGUCUUCCUCCACCAUGUCAUGUUGCAGUUCGACUGUGCUCCAGUACUGUGCUACCUUUAUGCUGACCUCUUCAAGAACUUCAACGCCAAAGACACCAAGAAACACUUUGGAGAAUUCUGCAGCACUUUUCUGGAUAAAGGAGCGAUUCUCAGAGUAACCGUGCCAAACCACAUAGCCGCUGACUUUGAUCGCACACGGUCAGAAAUGAUCAGUGAAGAUCUACAGAAGCAUUAUGUUUAUGAAGUUCAGCUUCUGCAGGCUCCAGAGGUACUGCGACAGCUGGAAGACUUCAGGCAAAAGAGGAUGAUGGGAAUGACUCCUAAUGAGCGUGAGUUAACUGAUGUGGAGUCCCAUCGCCCCACUGACCGUAUCCCUAUGGAGAUGAAGGAAAAGGCGGUAGCUGAAGGCUUGUUGGAAAGGAUGGUUGAGGCAAACCCCUCAAUUGUUGCAGACAAGGACAAAAGUAACUCCAUCUUUGGAGCAGUGGCCUUCUAUAUGAAGCACCUUGGAGUCAAGACUAGAGCACUUGACAACAAGAAAACGAGAUCUGGAUGGCGGCCUUCUGUACCCUCUGUGUUGAAGCCAUGGGGAGGUGGAAAAGCCAAACCCCCUAUACAUGAUAAGCCUAGAUUGGACAUUGAAGUUAAGCCCAAACAGAACCCAGCUCCACGUAUGCCAGAAAAUGAAAGAUGCAGCAAUGCCGGCCGAAAGCCCAGUACAGUUUUGCCUGGCACCAUUCACGUCUCAGAGAGCAACGAAUCGCCCCCCAUCAUUGUUAGUGUGACUCCCAGCCCUGACUCCCAAAAUGAGAUCGGUGUCAACAGCAGUCGCUUUGAACCCAAACCAGUGUCAGAUGGGGGAGACGUGUCUCCUGUCAGCCCUGGUGCAGGUCUCACCAUCAAUGAACCUCCUUCUUUUGUCGACAGUCUUGAGGAGGACAAUAAGGACAGUGUCAAGAACGUACGCCGCAGUGAGAGCCUUUGCGUGGAGCGCCGUCACUCUCGCCGUAGUGGCUCCACCCGAGCCAAGCAGUCUCGCUCCCGUAGCGACGUGGACCUGCAGUCGACUGCCACAUCCCACCCCCCCUCACCCUCCUCACAGCUCUCUGUGGACAGUGGAUUGCCAUCUGAAGUGUCCCUGUCUGACUCCACGUUUGGCCCCACUCAGCAGGAAGAGUUAGAGCCACGCCUUCAGGAGCUGGACCAGGAUCCACCCAACUGGAGGGAACUUGCUGACAGUGACAUCUUGAACAAACUGAGCAAGAAGGAGAUCAAAAGACAGGAAAUCAUAAAUGAGUUGUUUGGGACAGAGCACGCUCAUGUUCGUAUGUUGAGCGUAUUGCAGACCGUGUUUUAUCGUCCACUGGAGAGGGAAGAGAUCAUGCAGAUAGCAGAAGUGGAAGCCAUCUUCCCUAACCUUGAUGAGAUCUUCGAUAUGCACUAUGCCUUCUUUGAGAACCUGAAAACAUUGCGUGAGGAAGACGGUUACAUUGUCAAAAACCUUAGCAAGCCACUUCUGAAUCGGUUCAGUGGCUCAGAAGGAGAGUGGUUUCAAAAGCUCACCGCACGUUUUUGUAGUCACCAAUCAUGGGCUCUGGAUCAGAUAAAGAGCAGACAGAAGAAAGAUGUCCGUUUUAAUGCGUUCAUACUGGAAGCAGAGAGUAAACCACAGUGUAGGAGACUACAGCUGAAGGAUAUCAUCCCCAUUGAGAUGCAAAGACUAACUAAGUAUCCUCUUCUGCUGGAGAACAUUGCCAAGAAUACAGAGGAUGACGUAGAAAAAUCAAACAUAACCCAAGCCGCAGAGUGUUGUCGCAGAAUCCUCAACCACGUCAAUGAAGAAGUUAAACUCAUGGAGAACAUGCUGAUUUUGAAGGAGUACCAGCGCAGACUGGACACCUCAGGUCUGAAGCCAAGCAAUGAUCUCUACACUGAGUACAAGACCAUUGAUCUGUCCACUAGGACGAUGCUGUUCGAAGGACCUUUGACAUGGAGGCUGACCAAGGAGAAAGCAAUCGAUGUUCACUGUGUACUGCUGUCGGACCUGAUGGUGUUGCUACAGAAACAGGAUGAUAAGAUGGUUUUAAAGUGUCAGAGCAAAAGCAACAUCGCCGUUCAGGAGGGCAAACAGAUGUUGAGUCCGAUCAUCAAACUGCAGUCGGUUUUUCUCAGAGAUGUGGCCACUGACCCAAAGGCCCUCUACGUCAUUUUCACCUGGGACAGCGGAGCACAGAUCUACGAGCUUGUGGCUCAAUCCAUUGGGGAUAGGAAAAAUUGGACAGAGGUGAUUAAGUCUACAGUUGAUGAGCUGAAGAAGAGAGGAGGGAAUAAGCUGGACAGAAACAGAGCUGGCAGUAUGCCCAGCAGCGCCAUUGGAUACGGGCCAUUAUUCCCUCCCCCUCAAAGCCCCACUGAGAACGGUGCAGAAUUGAAAAGUCGCAGCGCCCGAUACAAAUCCCCCUUUACUGAUGAGAAGCCUAGCAAUCCUGAACCUUCACUCAUAGACUUCCUAGCUACCAAUGGCUUCGACCUGCUCAGCCACAGCCAGACCUCCCAAGAAAAAACAGCUAGUGGGGCUUUGGACGAAGUCAUGUAUUUGAAGAGACUAUUGGUCAAGAGCAUCAACCUAUCAGAUGACUCCCAGACUGUUGGAGAGAAUGGAGGGGCAGAGCCUGAAAGCCAGGAGGCAGAUGGCUGUCAAUCAACAGUAGAGGAAUCCAGUAUGGAUAUCAAAACUGAAGGAGAGGAGGGUGGAGGAGAUGGAAGCUGUAAAGGAGAAGAAAGCGUGAUCAGCGCUCCUCUGGUGCUCUCUCAGGAGCGCAUGGAGGACGUGCAGAGGAGACUGCAGGUUCUCGAGGAACAGAUAAAGAAACUUCAGACAAUUGAGGAGGAGCAUCAUAAAUUGCAAGAAGUCCUUGCCAAGUAUUCACUUCAGGGGGGCCAUUACUAAGAACCAACACAACCUGCUGUUACAGAUCACUGUGUGCUGGACUUUAGCCUUUUGGAGGUUUUGACAAUUGACUCAUUCUGCCUGAAUGUUUCCGCGGUUUUCUCGUCUCAGCUGUCCUUUCAGAAGAUUAACAGCAAGCCUCGGGCAGUUUCCACGUCAUUGAGAAAUAAAAUGGCAAGGGGUAUUGUGAAAUUACAGUGAUUCUUGAGCAUGAAUGCUUUUGUGUGACUCUAUUAAGAGGAAUGAGAGUGACAGUCUAGCCAAAUGAUGCCAAAGAAAUGUGCAACAUCUAGAGAGAGAUCAAAGUAAAAACCUAAACUAAGUUAAACCUGUCAAAGCAUGUCAAAAGUAGUUUAGUGCCAAGAGACUGUUUUUAAUCAAAUAUAGUUGCAUCUCAAUAAAUUCAAAGCCUAAUGCUGAGACAGUAGUUAUUGAGUCAGGUUUUAUAUCA
Messenger RNA from Paramisgurnus dabryanus, 3683 nucleotides. RefSeq names its product Rho guanine nucleotide exchange factor (GEF) 1 (gene arhgef1). Lineage: Eukaryota; Metazoa; Chordata; Actinopteri; Cypriniformes; Cobitidae. Gene Ontology annotation, biological process: G protein-coupled receptor signaling pathway; intracellular signal transduction. Gene Ontology annotation, molecular function: guanyl-nucleotide exchange factor activity; G protein-coupled receptor binding. Gene Ontology annotation, cellular component: cytoplasm. The record is from RefSeq and is a predicted model, not a curated record.